Molecule: messenger RNA, 1262 nt
Organism: Plodia interpunctella (Indianmeal moth)
Lineage: Eukaryota; Metazoa; Arthropoda; Insecta; Lepidoptera; Pyralidae
Product: aldo-keto reductase AKR2E4-like
Exons: 7
Coding region: 149-1150 (333 amino acids)
Cellular component (GO): cytosol
Molecular function (GO): aldose reductase (NADPH) activity
Source: RefSeq, a predicted model, not a curated record
CUCUUCGACUAAACGAAUUCACUGUCACAACAUUAAACUACGUGACUCAUAAUAUCUUGGGUGUAUCGCCCUGAUAUUAACACAUAGUCUAUUGUUUUAACAUCAGCCAUUUAAGUGACUUUGUAUUUUGAUUUACUAUAAUAAUCAGAUGGCGUCCUCAUCGGGGGUGCCAACACUAAAACUGAACAAUGGCGGGAAAAUGCCAGCGAUCGCUUUGGGGACAUUCCUUGGUUUUGAUCAGAAUGGUCCGGUAAAAUCUCAAAAUAAACAACUUCGAGACGUGGUUAUGGAAGCUAUAGAAGUCGGCUACAGACAUUUUGACACCGCAGCCAUUUACGACACGGAGGAGGAAAUAGGGGAGGCUAUUAAGUUGAAGAUUAAGGAGGGGGCGGUUAAGAGAGAGGACUUAUUUGUUACUACUAAGUUAUGGAACACCCACCACAAGAGGUCGCAGGUCGCCGAUGCGCUGAAGACAUCACUGGACAAACUCGGCUUGGACUGCGUGGAUCUGUACUUGAUGCACUGGCCUAUUGGGUUGAAUAAAAUUUUGCAGGAGGAUUACACCCACUCUUCGACAGACUUCAUGGAAACAUGGCGCGGCUUGGAAGACGCGGUGAGCCUGGGCCUGGCCAAAGGCAUAGGGGUGUCGAACUUCAACAGGGAGCAGCUGCAGAGGGUGCUGGACGAGGGAGCUGUCAAACCUGUCGCUUUGCAGAUUGAGGUCCACCCGCAAAUCUCCCAAAAAGAACUAGUAACCUUCGCUCAAUCUCAAGGCCUGGUGGUGAUGGGUUACAGUCCCUUCGGCUCGUUGGUAAGAAGGUUCGGCAUGAUGUUCCCGGGCCCCAGGAUCGACGAUCCGACGCUGGUGAAGGCGGCGGAGAGGCACGGGAAGACCACGCCGCAAGUGGUUUUGCGGUGGCUGGUUGACAGAAACAUUGUGCCAGUACCGAAAACGACGAACUUCAAAAGACUGAGAGAAAACAUCGACAUCUUCGAUUUUGCACUAGAAAAGAGUGAGAUAGAAGAUAUUGACAAAUUCGAUUCCAAAACUCGCUUCACGUUGCCGUCGUUCUGGCAAUCUCAUCCGUAUUACCCGUUUGAGAAAGUCGAAAAUCCUAUUGCAGAUCCGUUUGUUAAGGGUCAAAAAUAAAUUAAUUCAUAAGACUUUUAAAACAGUAUUUGUUUUAAUUACUUAACAGUGUUAAUUUUAGCACGUUGUCAAAUAAACCAUUUCUUUCUUUCAUAAUAAAUUUAAUUCAGAA